UUUAUAAUAGCUAGAAAAGAGCUAGAGCGCCCACCACUGUUCGUACGCCAAAACAUUUGCUUAUCUGUAUAUGCUGUUUUUCGGAAGAAUUUAGAAAAAUUGUGAGAAAUCGUGGCCGACAUGUUGGAGGGCCGUUGGAAACAGUAGUUUCAUCAACGAUAGGCUUCCCACUUUUGAAAUCAGCAUUACUUUGCCUCGGCAGGCGGAAUUUAGUUAAGAGUAGUGUUUGGAAGGAAGGAAGAACCUUUCGGGGCACCACUUUCAUCUGAUGUGUAUGGUCCGCCCACUCGUGGAAUUGGAGUAUGAAUAAGCUGUCCAAAAAAGCUACCACGCUAGAAUUGCAAGGGCAUUAGCUGUGAAUACGGAUGUCCCGGUUCUCGAGCAUCCAAGGAGAUGUCCCCGCCGCGCCCGCUCUGCUAGUAACCAGGGAUAGCCGGGACUCACGGAAGUUACCAGCCUUCAAGCCUCGCGAGCCACUGGUCUUCUUUAUCAUGCGGUUGAAUCUUAAGGCCGUGUUGCUCCUUCUCACCGCGGCCGUGGUGGUGAUCACGCUCGGUGUCUACAUGCGAUGUGCCGCCUUCUCAUUCUCACCGGAUCUCAUGCGUCCCCUGGACCGGUCCUCUAAGCUGUCGACCAGCGGGGGACAUGUCGGGGAAGACGUGGUACUGCAGGACAUUGAAUGCGUGAUCAACCAGGAGUACAGCGUCCACUGCAAGCGGGAGGAAAAUGCCAACGAAGUAUACGUUCCCUUCUCCUUCCUUCGGAACUACUUCGACGUCAGCGGCGCGGUUUCGACCAGCGGCUCCGAAGUGGCCAAGUUUAACUGGAUGCACAGCACGUCGAAGGUGAACCUGCCGAAAGGCAAGUACGAUGCCCGUGGCGUGUUCAUGUACUUUGAGAACUACAACGUGGAAGUCCGCGACCGCGUAAAGUGCAUCAGCGCCGCCGAGGGCGUGCCCGUGAGCACUCAGUGGGAGAAACGCGGCUACUUCUAUCCGACACAGAUUGCCCAAUUCGCGCUCUCGCACUACAGCAAGAACCUGACUGAACCGGAGCCCCGUGUCCGGAUACUCGAGGACGCUGACGGUAACCAGAUCGAUUGGAACACCCCACGCACCAGCAACAUGACACGCAUAUGGCACCACCGGUUUAAUACUAGCAUCGUCCAGUUUGAAACGGCGCCCGGAUUCGAGGGCGCCAUUAGCACCACCCUUAACCAGACCCUGGACCUGUUGCUCAGCGUGGAUCUGCUGCUGGUGACCAACGGAAGCAGCCUCAUGGUUACUGUGCGAAACCGCGAUACGCAUCACAGCUACAACCUCCACUAUAUACCCGCUGACCUGCUGCUCAGCGUGCAAGACUCAAAUAUUUAUUACGGCCUGGGCGGCUCGGCGCUGAACAAGUGGCGACACAUAACCCGUGACCUGCACAUCGAUGUCCAGAAAGGAAUUGUGCUUGGAGACAGGCGCUCACCGCUAAAGGUGCGGCGCUCCGAUCUGGAAGUGCUGUCGAUUGGAUUUCUGGGCCUGGGAUUCUAUGACAAUGUCACCCUAUCCACUAGCGACCACCUGGCGCACUUCUAUGACGCAGCCGAAUGGUUUGUUCACAACCAAGACGUCAAGACGGGCGGCUGGGCCAACCCCGUACGGCGGAGCCUCAAUGGCUUUGCCGAACUGCGGCCGGGAUGGAUAUCGGCCAUGGGACAGGGCCACGCCAUUUCGGUACUAGCCCGCGCCUAUUGGCACUCCGGCGGCGAUGAGCGCUAUCUCCGGGCGGCUGCAGCCGGACUGCAGCCCUAUAGGAUCUUUUCUCGGGACGGUGGAGUCUUGGCACAGUUUAUGGACAAGUUCUACUGGUACGAGGAAUAUCCCACCACGCCACCUUCCUUUGUGCUAAAUGGAUUUAUAUAUUCACUUUUGGGACUUUAUGACCUCAAUAGCACGGCACCCGCUAAAAUCGCCCGAGACGCCGGCAAGUUAUUCGCCCAGGGCAUGCAUUCCCUGAAGAAGAUGUUGCUGCUGUACGACACAGGGUCUGGGACCAGCUACGACCUGCGCCACCUCAGCCUGGGGGUAGCCCCAAAUCUAGCACGUUGGGACUACCAUGCGACACACGUUAAUCAGCUUUUGCUUCUGGCCACCAUUGACAGCGAUCCACUUAUCGCUCAGACAGCGGAGCGCUGGAAAGGCUACAUGUUCGGCAGAAGGGCAAAACACAACUGAGAACUAAGAAGGCUGGCGGCCUACCGCCGCCGGAAAAGUGAUAUUUUAUAAGGCUUAAGCAUGGGCUUCACCAUUCUAAAUGGUGGCAAACGGUGCCAUGCCCUUCCCACACCCCAUACUCCCGAACCAGGAAAUUAAGUUUUACCUGUUUUGUUCAUUUAGCUCGUUUAUAUUCAUUUGUCCGCUCCAACUAGACGUUUACUAUUAAGCUAAAGUACCUCUAACUUAAAUUGCUGCUGGACUCGACUUGAAAGUGUGUUGAUUUCCCGCAGCCCAAUUGUUUUCGCGAAAGUAGUUGCACUCACUGGACAAUAUGAAUAACCUACCAACAAACUAAUAUCUAAACUAACACUGUUGUAGUCAGACUUUUUACUGCGCCAACUAAGUAGUGUUCGUUACAUCCCCUGUAUAAAGUAAUGUAGAGCUUAGCAUUAUAGUCGUAGUUGCAGUCCGGAUGCAGCCGCAAAGAAGGUGGCAUCUGGUAGAUGCACACUUACCUUGUAGCAUUUUCACAAACAUGUAGAUCUACCCCGAAGAAUAUGAGCUAGAGAUGCACGAUAAUAACGAUUUCUGUAUGGUAAGCAUGUAAUGUAAUGUAUCGUAGCGUAGGGCACUUGGAAAUGUAACUCAAUUUCUCUUAACUUAAACGAUGCCAUUCCAACCAUAAUCUUACUUUAACGACUAAGUUCUUAUUACCAUCGAUCGAUGCUGUCAAUUACCAAGUAACACACUUUUGAAUUUAAUCUGCGGAUCCGUUAUUGUUGCACUCUUAAUUAACCCUUAACGAGACUGUUGAUGAAAUGUUUGAUUUUAAUGUUGUGUUGAGUGAAUCACAUUAAAGUACUUAAUUUAUGUUCA
Drosophila ananassae is the source of this 3080-nucleotide messenger RNA. RefSeq names its product D-glucuronyl C5-epimerase B (gene Hsepi). Bases 366 to 2222 code for a protein of 618 amino acids. The record is from RefSeq and is a predicted model, not a curated record. The transcript is spliced from 3 exons. Gene Ontology annotation, molecular function: heparosan-N-sulfate-glucuronate 5-epimerase activity. Lineage: Eukaryota; Metazoa; Arthropoda; Insecta; Diptera; Drosophilidae. Gene Ontology annotation, biological process: heparan sulfate proteoglycan biosynthetic process. Gene Ontology annotation, cellular component: Golgi apparatus.